Molecule: messenger RNA, 2907 nt
Organism: Bactrocera tryoni
Lineage: Eukaryota; Metazoa; Arthropoda; Insecta; Diptera; Tephritidae
Product: embryonic polarity protein dorsal-like
Exons: 1
Coding region: 305-2845 (846 amino acids)
Biological process (GO): inflammatory response; regulation of DNA-templated transcription; canonical NF-kappaB signal transduction
Cellular component (GO): cytoplasm
Molecular function (GO): DNA binding; DNA-binding transcription factor activity
Source: RefSeq, a predicted model, not a curated record
UUACACCACAAUUGUAUAUAUCCCAUGGAUACGGAUUAAGUUAGAACAACAUUGUUUUUUGACAUUGAUGUCUGAUACCUUGAGCCAAUAUGGCAUCCUUCCGCGAAUCGCGCUAAAUAACGCCAAACCGUCCUAAUCGUUCGCAUAUACCUUUUGUAUAUGGUAAAGAGUGCAGUCACAAGUUGUUAAAUAAAAUCAAGUAUAACAUAGAGAAAAAUAGACGUAUUAAAACGCUGUGUUUAUAUAAAAAUUAUUUCUACAAUAAUUUUAUUCUCUAGCGUAAGUAAGUAAAGUCAGAAGAAAAAUGGAUUCAGAUAUCUAUAUGAAUCAGCUCAACGACAACAACGAAAAACCAAAGCCAAAGCGAACACGAAAACCGGUAGCGAUUAAAAAACAGCUAGCUGAGCCGAAUAUAAAAUAUAAAAACGCUUAUGUCAAAAUUGUAGAGCAACCGGCAAGUAAAGCUGUGAGAUUCCGCUAUGAGUGCGAAGGACGUACGGCCGGGUCCAUACCGGGUGUAAAUUCGACGCCGGCAUUGCGAACAUAUCCUACAAUCGAAAUUGUUGGCUACAAAGGUCCUUCGGUGUGUGUCGUGUCUUGUGUGUCCACGGAUCACCCAUAUAGACCACACCCUCAUACUUUGGUAGGUAAGGAGGGUUGCAAAAGUGGUGUGUACACGUGUAGUGUAAACGAGGUUACUAUGCGUGCCGAGCUCUAUAACCUGGGUAUACAGUGUGUUAAGAAAAAAGACAUUGAAGCCUCACUGAAGAUGCGUGAAGAAGUACGCGUUGAUCCAUUCAAAACUGGCUUUUCACAUGCAACGCAACCGUGUAGUAUAGAUAUCAACUCGGUGCGCUUGUGUUUCCAAGUUUUUAUCAAAGGCGAAACUGGACAUUUCACUGUGCCAUUGAAGCCCGUCGUCACCGAUCCCAUCUAUGAUAAGAAGUCGAAGGCAGACCUCAUUAUUCGUGAGAUGUGCAGUUCGGGAACGGUGCUGGGUAACACGACAAUCAUGUUGCUCUGCGAGAAGGUGACGAAGGAAGACAUAUCGGUGCGUUUUUUCGAGGAGAAAAAUGGUGUUGUGGUUUGGCAAGCUUAUGGCGAGUUUGAUGCCUCCAGUGUGCACAAACAAACCGCAAUUACAUUGAGAACUCCACAAUAUCACAACACCGAUAUUGAAGAGCCCGUGCCGGUAUUCGUGCAACUACAAAGACCUUCCGAUGGUGCCGUCGGUGAGCCUUGGCAAUUCAAAUAUGAACCAGUCAAAAAGUCACGGUUAAGGCGUAAAUGUAGACUAAACGAUCUUACUAUGACCUCACUUAAAGUUAAUGAGAACCAGACGGUUACUAAUAAACCGAUACAAAAUAACAUCACCCUUGUUGCCACACAAGCAAAUUUGGAUAAGUUCUUCGUAUCUGGUGAGAUGACACCAUCGCCAGAACCAAUGUCACCGUCGUCAUCAACCACCAAGAGUGAUACGUCGACAACAACUUCGCCUUACGGCAAGGUCACGGAGGUGAUUAACCUGGAAAAUGGUACGGUGGACAUCCAAGAAACUCUCAAUGUUGAGAUAUUUCCAACGACACUGGAAAUUCAUGAGGAGAGUAAAGUUUAUAAGGGUAACCGAAAGUCUCUAUUUCCAAAACUUAAAACCAUUCAAGACCAGCAACAACAAGCUAAUUUGGAUGAGCUGUUGCAGCAACCGAAUCAGACCCAAAUACAGCAACAACAAUCACAAGGACACCAAUUGCCGCAACCAGAACAACAACCACAAUUACAACAACAUCAAUCUAUUUCGCCGCAGUUGCAAGUUCAGCGAGAACAACAAUAUCCACCGCCGCCACAAUUGCAACAACCAAUUAUUCCGCCACAACAACCACUCCAUCCUCAGCAAGAACAACAACAUCCACCACCGCUACAAAUGCAACAACCAAUUAUUCCGCAGCAACAGCAGCAGCCACAACAACCACUCCAUCCUCAGCAAGAACAACAACAUCCACCACCGCUACAAAUGCAACAACCAAUUAUUCCGCAGCAACAGCAGCAGCCACAACAACCACUCCGUCCUCAGCAAGAACAACAACAUCCACCACCGCUACGAGUGCAACAACCAAUUCUUCCUCAGCAACAACAGCAGUCACAACAAAAACUCCAUACUCAGCAAGAACAACAACAUCCACCACCGCUACGAGUGCAACAACCAAUUCUUCCUCAGCAACAGCAGCAGCCGCAACAACCACUCCAUCCUCAACCACUUCAGAUGCCGUACCAGCAACAAGGGGUUCCCCAACAACCGCAAACGGAGCUGCAGCAACAACAACAAUGGCGUUUGAUGCAGCAACUGCAACAACUAUUUCUUGGUGACACGAACAGGGAAGAGAAACUCACCAGCAUUUUGGCUUUAGCUGUUGCAGCGCUGAGCAAUAAUCCCCUCAACGUGCAACAUUUCCUUAAUGCCACUGCAAGCGCCAUGUCACAGAAUGGUCAGCAUAAUUCCGUUCAAAGCAGUACACAGCAACAGCCGCUGCAGCCGUCUCCGCCGCCUCAACAACAAAAUCCAUUUGUACCGCCUCAUCAGCAACAACAAUUAAUAGCGCCUCAACAACGGCAACCAUCACAACAACAAAACGAUUUAUCUCAAUCACAAUUCCAACAACAAUCUAACGUCGCCACUAGUAGCAACGAAGAACCUUUGGUGGGCGAGGCCGCUGCCAAGAAUAACAGUGAUUCCGAGACGCGUAUAGAGACUUCCUCCAUAAGCCAAUUGCUGAAUUUGGAUAGUGAUCAAUUGGUACAGAUCUGCGAUGACACACUACUCGAUCACACCAUCACUGACGACUUCUAAUUGGCGCCUUUAACCUUCUCAGUCUAGAUGUACAUAUUUAUGAGUUUCUCUUAUGUUGAAAA